CGUUUGGUGCUUCAGCCGGCCGGGGAAGGGCAAUUCGCGGGGUUACGGAGCCUGCACCCAGCCGCCCCGCCCCCGCCGGAGCCGCCACAGGUGUCCGUCUCCAUGCGGCCUUUUCGCGGCAAAAACCUCCCCGCCCGGGAAUCCCGCCUCCCGCUCCCUCUGAUUGGACACACGGGCCGCGCAGGGCGUGCUGGCGACGCGCCGAUUGGCUCACGGGGCUCAGAGGCUCGUCCUCAUUGGCCGGCUCCAAGCAUGGCGGAUGCUGGAGGACUGAGGCGGCUGUUUUGAACACGUGCAGGCUGCACAGGAGUCCGGGUCCCCGGUUUCCCCAGGAGAUGAGAUGGACAGAUUCCUGGUGAAGAGGACUCCAGGUAGCCUUCCAGGAAACGAAGAGGAAGAAGAGGAAGAGCAGACCGGAGGAGAGCCAGGCAUGGACAGAGGAAGCAAGAGGAAGAGGCCCAGGAGAGAGCCCCCUGGCAGUGUAGCCCCCCUGGCAACCCCGGGCUGGCAGCACAUCCGGGCCGAGGGUCUAGACUGCGAUUACAUGGUCCUGUUUGGCAAAGCCGAGGCAGAUGACAUUCUCCGGGAGUUGGAGAAGGAAGUGGAAUAUUUCACAGGUGCGCUGGCCAGGGUGCAGGUGUUUGGGAAGUGGCACAGCGUGCCCAGGAAGCAGGUGACAUAUGGUGACGCGGGACUCACGUACACGUUCUCAGGCCUCACACUGUCCCCACGGCCCUGGAUCCCCAUCCUCGAACGUGUCCGGGACCGCGUGUCUGAGGUGACGGGACACACCUUCAACUUCGUGCUCAUCAACAGGUACAAAGACGGCUGUGACCACAUCGGGGAGCACCGUGAUGACGAGAGGGAACUGGCCACUGGAAGCCCCAUCGCCUCCGUCUCCUUUGGGGCCUGCAGGGACUUUGUCUUCCGGCAUAAGGACUCCCGGGGCAGGAGCCCUGCCCGGCAGGUGGCAGCGGUGCGGCUGUCGCUGGCUCAUGGGAGCCUGCUCCUGAUGAAGCCCCCGACCAACACGCACUGGUACCACAGCCUGCCAGUGCGCAAGAAGGUGCUGGCUCCGCGGGUCAAUCUGACGUUUCGGAAAAUUGUGCCUACUAAGAGAUAAAAAAGGUUUGCCACCGGUUGGUGGGUAUGCUUACUUUCCCUUUGCAUUUCCACUCUUGGGACCUGGGGGUGCCGACGGGGAAUACAGGCAAGGUUUCAUCAAAACCAGUGACUUCUGGUCUCCGUAGGAUUCAGAAAGAGGAUGUUGUAAUAAAAUCAUGUUUCAGUGAUCAAAAGAUGACAGCUG
This is a messenger RNA of Ochotona princeps (American pika), 1309 nucleotides long. RefSeq names its product alkB homolog 2, alpha-ketoglutarate dependent dioxygenase (gene ALKBH2). The transcript is spliced from 4 exons. Gene Ontology annotation, biological process: DNA repair. The record is from RefSeq and is a predicted model, not a curated record. Bases 341 to 1123 code for a protein of 260 amino acids. Lineage: Eukaryota; Metazoa; Chordata; Mammalia; Lagomorpha; Ochotonidae.